UUACCAGAAGAUGGGGAAAAGCUGCAAAGUGGUUGUGUGCGGGCAAGCAUCAGUCGGGAAGACCUCCAUACUGGAGCAGCUUCUGUACGGGAACCACGUGGUUGGUUCAGAGAUGAUUGAGACUCAGGAGGACAUCUACGUGGGCUCAAUCGAGACCGACCGAGGGGUGCGGGAGCAGGUGCGCUUCUACGAUACCCGAGGCCUGCGGGAUGGGAUGGAGCUGCCCAAGCACUGCUUCUCCUGCACUGAUGGCUACGUGCUGGUUUACAGCGUUGACAGCAAAGAGUCCUUCAAGAGGGCAGAGAUGCUCAAAAAGGAGAUCGACAAGAGCAAGGAUAAGAAGGAGGUCACCAUUGUGGUCUUGGGCAACAAGUGUGAUUUGCAAGAACUGCGUCGCGUGGACCACGAUGUGGCGCAGCACUGGGCCAAGGCUGAGAAGGUGAAGCUGUGGGAGGUCUCAGUUGCUGACCGCCGGACCCUCAUUGAGCCUUUUGUCUACCUGGCCAGCAAGAUGACCCAGCCUCAGAGCAAGUCUGCUUUCCCGCUCAGCCGUAAAAACAAAAGCAGUGGCUCUGUGGAUGGGUGAACC
Messenger RNA from Euleptes europaea (tarantolino), 589 nucleotides. It is a transcript of the gene NKIRAS2, whose product is annotated as NFKB inhibitor interacting Ras like 2. The record is from RefSeq and is a predicted model, not a curated record. Lineage: Eukaryota; Metazoa; Chordata; Lepidosauria; Squamata; Sphaerodactylidae. Bases 11 to 586 code for a protein of 191 amino acids. The transcript has 3 exons. Gene Ontology annotation, molecular function: GTP binding; GTPase activity. Gene Ontology annotation, biological process: canonical NF-kappaB signal transduction.